Lentinula edodes (shiitake mushroom) is the source of this 1128-nucleotide messenger RNA. RefSeq lists its product as uncharacterized. Lineage: Eukaryota; Fungi; Basidiomycota; Agaricomycetes; Agaricales; Omphalotaceae. Bases 1 to 1128 code for a protein of 375 amino acids. The record is from RefSeq and is a predicted model, not a curated record. The transcript has 3 exons.
AUGGCGUUCGAACUUAUGGCUCGCCUGGCUCGACUCAUGUUCCGUUUCAUAUAUGGAACUGCUACCAGAAUGGCCUCCAUUUCGUGGAAAGCUUUAUACCUGUUGACCUUCGUGUGGCUUACUACCGUUCCUCUUCUCAAUACGAUCAGCACUGUCUUAGGGCCGCUAUGUGUUGUUCCCGGGAUUGCCAGCACGAACCUCUGCUCGCACUUUAUCAGCCACCAAAACUAUACAACUCGUCCCCUAUGGGCCGACUUCCCUCGUCUUAUGAACGCACAAAGUUUGACGUUUGAGCAGCUCUUGGACAGCUCAGUGGGGGGCUCAGGUUUAUCACUAGACCUCAAGAAAGCGGAAAUGGCUAUAUCUGACCUGGUUGUCCUCGUAAAGUUCAGCAAACUGUCCAGUAAGGACGUGUUGGGUGAUGCGUUGUCGACUUUUGCCCAUGAUGCUCGUCGUACUGGGCGUGGCCUACAAACCUUAGGCUCAAAGGUUGGAGGUGCUGUUGAUAUGAUAUUGGCAGUUAACGAGUACGCCAUGGCCAAACUCUCCUCCAUUCCACCGUCAUCUCCUUUCAUUUCCCAUUCCCUGGUUCCAUUCAAUUCCGCAUCUUCCCUGGAGAAAAUAUUCCUUGCGUCUUUCGCAGAAUCGAUGAGCACUCUUUCUACUAUCAUUCAACGCCUAAUCCUGCUUGCCGAAGUUGAACUCUCCAACCUCGAGAAGCUUGAAGACCACCUGUCGAUCAUCUAUGAGAUAGUCUGUCGAGAGGAUUCGUCGAUCUCGUCCGCCAAAGCCGAGCUACUUGGAGAAAUCUGGACUCGGCUUGGUGGUAAUCGGCGCGAGCUAAAAGGUCAUGACGCUCACUUGGAGCUCCUUCGUGGGAUUGGCGGAUAUCGCAAACAAGCACUAGCUCAUGUAGCAUCUGCGCUACAGAUCUUGAGGGCUCUAAGUGACGAUAUGGAGGAUAUGAGAGAGAGGAUGAUGAUGCCAGAUCUUGUGGGCUCGCAAAUUCCGUUGGAAGUGCAGAUCAACAGUAUCCAACACGGUCUGCAACGACUUAGAGACUCUAAAGUCUUGGCGAAAGAAAAGGAAGAAGGGGCAAUGCGGAGAGUUGCGAUUGUGGAAGGAUAA